AUGACUGAAGUACAGGCAGGGCAGAGCUGUGGCUUUGGUAGUAUGGUUGACGGACAGACAGGGCCCAGCUGUAGGUGUAGAUAUACAUCUGAAGGCCAGGAACAGAGUGAACCUAGCCCGUCUGAAGCAGGCAGCUCUGAGACAGGGACAGAGGCAGGGCCAGGUGCAGGGAUGGAGCUCCUAGCUGUGUUUAAUGGAGGACCAGAGACAGAGGACUCCUCCAUACUGCUGGUGGACAUCAGCCCUUGUAACACCUGGUAGGGACAGAAUAUACAGAGAAAGAAUGGUACACUCUAUUAUAUUGACCCCAAAUUUGUCUCACAGAUAGUAAGGUUUGAUUGAUUGGAUUGAUUGAUUGACUGACUGACUGCUUUCCCAGCCAAGGUGAUCUCACCUGUGUGUACCUGGAUAGCCCCUCCCCUUCCUCCCGGAGUAGGAGGAGCCUUGGUCCUGCAAAUGACUCCACCUCUCCAACAACCACCAAUGAACGAGGUGUUGUCAAUGGCAACCUGGGAGGCCUUUUUACAGCUUUAGAAGAUGUGAGUGAACCAUGUUACCUGACAGGAAAAAACUCCUGAUUUUCAUAAUAAAUUCCUACUGUGGAGAUAAAGAAAAGUAAUUGGCCAGGAUUCAGUCUUAAAGUUUAAACUUCUUUAUAUUUUGUCCAUUCCCCCAGGAGGACCAGCGUUCCUCAACCAAUCAUCUACAGAGGCUGCUAGCUGAGUCUCGUCAGAUGGUGGCUAGCCUGGAACGCACAACCCUACAACCGUUAUGCCCCUCCCACAGCCCGGCCUCUAACUGUGACGCUAUCAUCAGCCUCAGCAUCGGCCAAAACAGUGGCAACAGUAGCCAUGGAAACCACAGUCAUAGCUGUGACAGACGUAAUCACAGCGAUCCCGAUCAUCACCCCAACCAAAGCUCCACCCACACCACAAGACCCAGUCAAACAAGCCGGGUACGUGCUUUUUUGUGUUUUAUACUAUAGAUACAAUCAUUAUUCAGAACAAAAUACGAAAAUACCACAGAUAAUUUCAUAUUGUUGGGCCUAUGACCAUUAAGACAUCCCAUAAUACUAUGGAAGUGUGGGGUGAAACCUUGGAGUGUGGCGUAGUCAAGGGUGUGAACUGGUAGUGAUUUACAGUGCUCCUCCCAUCUCUCCUGUUUUCACCCAGCUGGAUGGUGAUACUCCACCCAGGAACACUCAGCCCUUCCAGAGGAACAAGGAACCAGGGGCGUCUACCUAA
This is a messenger RNA of Coregonus sp. 'balchen', 1244 nucleotides long. The record is from the annotation of a GenBank genome assembly. Lineage: Eukaryota; Metazoa; Chordata; Actinopteri; Salmoniformes; Salmonidae.